Brassica napus (rape) is the source of this 820-nucleotide messenger RNA. RefSeq lists its product as uncharacterized. The transcript is spliced from 3 exons. Bases 103 to 603 code for a protein of 166 amino acids. NCBI's taxonomy places the organism in Eukaryota, Viridiplantae, Streptophyta, Magnoliopsida, Brassicales, Brassicaceae. The record is from RefSeq and is a predicted model, not a curated record.
AGAACUUCUUUAAAUAAGAGAAAAGGCCCAUACGUGGCCCAACUGAAGAGAAAACGAUCCAAGCAACAUUUUUUUGUUUUGUUGCUUUUCUCUUCAUCCCCGAUGGCGAUAAACCCUAUGCCACCGUCAAGAAAUUCGGCAUUUUCCAGUGAAUUAGCGGGGCUGGAACCAAACGGAGAGAAGGUUAAUACUUACUCUGUUAUGACGCAUCUAAGAGAUCUUUUAGCCAUACUAAAACCAUAUGAGAUUGAUGUCUUCAAGAAGAACGGAUUCGAGAAGCUGUUUGAAUUGGCCGAGAAACCCAUAUGGUCAUCGAGAUUUGGGUUUUUUUUGCUUAGAAGGCAAAUAGAAGUUUCAAAUAAAACUGAGAUUUGGGUUCUGUUUGGGGGAAAACCAGUAAGAUUGUCUCUGCGUGAAUUCAAGCUCGUCACUGCUUUGAAGUGUGGAAAGGUAGACAAUUUGAAUACAAAGGACUCUACACCAUACUACUACACAAUGUUCGGCAGACAUGAGAAUAUGACCGUUAAGAAGGGAACGAAUGCUUCUCACUUACAAGCGGCGUUGGAUCUGGCUGCUUCCUUUGCAUCACUCCAAGUUCACUAAAUUAUGAGGUGAUGACAUAUCAGCAUCGCUCCAAGUUAACUAAAUGAUGAGGUGAUGACAUAAUAUUUAUAUGUAUUUAAAAAAAAAUCUUUUUUUUUUGUAUUUUCUUUGAAUUCAAAGAUCUUUGAUAUGACUGCUUCUGACAUUGAGUAUCCCUUGAAUAAAAUUUUCAUUGGUAUGAUAAUAAAAUAAAUAAGAAGUGAUGGAUGUUGUGGAA